GGUCGCUGAGUAUGAAGAACACAAGCAGCGUUUGAUGUCCUUGAAGGAGCGGCGGAAGGUACAAGCAGUGCGUGAAUCUCGGAGACUGGAUUUUGCUUCUGAGAAAGUGAAACUUCUACGAGAGGCGUAUGACCUUCUGAAGACGCUGGGACAAGGGGAUGACGUCACUGAAGUUCCUGGAAUCAUUGACAAGGAAAAUCAAGACAUUGAGAAACAGGAAGAGAUUGUUGCUAAAGAAAAGACAAGGCUCCACCAUCAAAGACCUGGACAAAAUCGACAUUUACAUCCCUUUCGAGUUCUCCCCCUUUGACCUCGACGUCACGCCGGACACACUGCCCUCUGGCACUAGGUUCCUGGCCAAGGGAAGUAACCCACGUCUGCUCAGCGCCACAGACCUGAAGCCUGCGAUAGCCGAGCUGAAACAGUUCGGAGAAUCCUUCAUGGAGCACUGGGGGGACGCAGCCUCGGCCACGACUACGUCAGAGAAAGGAAAACAGUUUGAAGAUGAUGAGAUUUUUAUGGAGACUCAGGAUGAGAGCGAGGAAAACUGGCCGAAGUGGGACUGGGCACAGGACGGACUUCUUGGUCUAUCCGGGGAGAGAGUCGUUCGUCUCAAGCAUAAGCUUACUGACCUCAGAGACGAGCUCAGAAAACUCAACGCAGAGGGGAAGAGACUUGUGUUCAGAAACCCAGAGGACUACCUAGCCCGUAAGAAGGCCAGAGAGGAAGAGGAAAAGUCUGAGAAAAGUCGGGUGGAGCGACGCUCUGUGACCGACAGAAUCCGGACCAGAAGUGCGGGAACUUCCAAAGGGUCCCGCUACAGCUACGCAGGGGAGAGAACUCUCACCUCCGAGGACGCAGCACAGGCGGCUCGUGAGUACCGCCUCAAGCGUCGUUCUCAGAACCUUGACUCCGCCUCGUCGUCCCCCGAGGUAGGCAGGUAUCUGGUGGACCGGUCCUCGCGCCUCAACCGCGGCUCCGUAGGGCCCUCUUCUUCUGCGUCUGACGAGGCGUCGCUGUCCAGACAGAGCUCGCUGUCUUCCGUGGACCAGCAGCCGUCCGUGUCCGGCAAAGUCGCCACUCAGAGGUUGGAGGAAGACUCCGCCGCACUCACAGCAGUAUCGCCUUCUUCAGACAAGCAAGCGCCGGUUCUAGAUAAGACAGUAGUUGUAGAGAGAGCAACAUUCUCAGAAAAGACGACAUUCGCAGAAAAGACUACAUCCCCAGAGAAGGUCGUAGUUACAGAAAGAUCAGCAGUCUCUGAAAAAGCAGGAGUCCCGGACAGGGCAGCUACAGUCUCUCCUAAGCCUGACAGUUCAGACGUGUUGAAGUUAAAGUCGAGUCGCCGCAAAGACGACUUGUCACUUGAGCUAGCCUCUGUUGCUCUGGGAAGGGCCAUUACUGUAGAACAAGUACCGACCCCAGUGUCGGCAGAGAGGGCUAAACAAUUAGAACUCGCAGCUCAAGCAAGAUCACGGGGACAACGUGAAACGUCUGGAAACGAACGUUCGAAAACCCCAACGUCACCAGAACCGAAUCGAGACGGCCAGGUUUCAGGCAAGGUUACUCCUUCAGCGCCCUCACCUCGGGAGACUGGUCUGAGAAUCUCCACAAAGAAAAGCCGCGCGCCCCCACCUCCUCCAUCAGCCACAUCCCCCGUUAACAGACCUACCACGUCACCGGUCAAUGUUGUCAACGCUGGGAUCUCAGUCCCCGACGGUAAACCGUCCUCACCAGACAUCACAGCUUCGUUGUGUGUAGGGUCGAGUGUGAAAACACAGCCGCGUGGCUCGCCAAGAAACGACACUGUUGAGUCGAAGAAGGCAACCGACUUGAACGGUCAAGUCACGAUCAAGACUUCUCAGACAGCUGUGGCAAGUCGAGUGGCCAAAACAGUCGAGGUGCCAGUGAAGGCUCCAGAGAACAAAACGGGCCAAAACCCACAAAGCUCCCAACCUCAACGACCGCCGAGGCUCAAAAAGCGCACCGGGUCAAGCUCGAGUGAGAGUGCGAAGACCUCCUUAGCCCCCUCCCCGCCGUCACCCGCAGUGGACGCAAGCCUGUCUAUAACUUCUACUUCUGUCACUCAGAAGAAUAGUUCGAUCAAAGAAGUUUCGGGGAGAAACAGUCAAGAUUCCAAGGCUGAAACGAAGACAACCGUUCGUCCUUCUGUGGCGAGAGAGAAGAACGAAAUAGAAACGAAAAGGCGUUCAGUAACGGAGAAACAGGUCCCUGCUCCAGAGCCAGUGUCUCCCUCCAGACGUACCAACGAGAUAAAACAGCAGGAAAACGUUUCUCCGCCCACCGCGACUGUCGCAAUAACUAGAAACGAGUAUUCGGCGGGCAGGAAGGAAGAGUUGAACUCAACUUAUUCGCUGUCUGACUCGAAAAAAGAUUUUCGGAAAAUCUCUGAGACGACUAUUGAAACGAAGAAAACUUCUCCUGCUAGAGGCACACGGAUAGAAACAAAUGUGUCGGAAACCUUCUCAAGUAACGUGGUGAAACUUGAACCCGACACCAAGAAAACUGCGUCUAUUGAAUCUUCGACGAAAAGCAUGCUCAAAACCCAGCAAGGAUUCUCUGAGGUCAAUUCUUUAUCUUCUGAAACCUCCCCACGAAGUCGAGACGCCAUGGCUCAGCUCAACGUCGACUUUGACUUCAACAAGCGACCUCAAGGAGGGGACAUAACUCCCAGCGAACCCUCCGACUCUGACGCGGAGAGUAUUCCACCCCCUUUGCCUAACUCCGCCCCUCCCCCUCUCCCUCUAGGGGGGCCGCCGGUUUUGGGCACGCCAAAAGAUGAUCAGGAAGACGAAGAAGAAGUGGUCAUGGUGGAAUACACUGUUCCAGUCCAGAUGAGCGUUGGAGAAAACGGAGUAACCAAAGUCACAACACUUUCCUCUUCCUCGACCACCUGUACAGAACGCAGAGUGGAAACCCGUUCUUCUCCUGAUCGCCCAUCACAGCUGUCUACCCAAAACAUGGAUGACGAAUCUACCACUAAGGUCAAAACUGUGUCCGACUUGAGGUCUGACUUCUUCGGUCUGAAGUCUCCACGCAGCCCUGACGCCGAGAAGAGCAGCUUCAUCAGCAGCAGCGACAAGGAAAAGGCGAAUUUUGAUGCGUUCCUCAACGAUCUCAGCACUGAGAAUAGGGUCAACCGAAAGUUGAGCUCGGACGGUUCAGUUGAUUCGGACGUCUCUGAUGACACCGACAGUGGCGUGCACAAAGAUGGAGGAUACAGCGUGUUUUCUCCAGGUGACAGUGGUGUUCUCACUUCCAGCAUCGCUAGCACCCCAGAUGAUAACGGCGACAACGACGGCAUACUGCUUGUCUCACACACAGCUAGGGACGCUUUCGCCAACGGAAGUAACAUCAGCAACAACAGUAGCAACACCAACGGCAACAGCAGUGUCGAAAGACUGAACAACAACAACAACAAAAAUAACAACAGCAGCAACAACAAAAUCAACCCUCCUUUAUUGUCAUCUCAGAAGAAGGGCCAACUUUCCACCGACAGCACCGAGUCUGCGUUUGAAGACACCUUUUCUAUCUCGUCUUCCUCAUCAUCAAAGUUAUCCUCCCGACCAAAAGGGUUGAACGAAGGAAACGAAAACGAGGAGGCUCCCAAACAGUUGUCUUCCGUCUCUCAAAACUCCUCUUCGAACCUUUCGGACGUCUCUUCAGGUGCCAAAAGACCAACGUCUUUCAACCAAUCGAAGACAAAGCAAACCGCCCCCGAGCCGUCAGCGGGCAGUGUCGGUUCUCCAGUGGCGACUGCUGGAACUGUGAACUGGACUACCGUGGAAGACAGAAAUAUAUCUGAGAAGAGCCGAGAGAUCGUGGACAAAGCGAAACACUUUGCAGAAAUGGUGCAGCCCAAACACGUGAUGGUCAUGAAACGGGAGAAAGAGGUGGAAGAUGACCUGAGCCAGGCCAGCAUGCAGGGACUGGAGAAGGAGCGGCGGUCCGUCAUCUCCCAGAGUGUGGUCAAGAGGAAGGUCAACCACGUCCUCUCGCCCUCCUCCGAACUCCCACCGACCUCGGAACUCCCGCCCGAGAGCGUGGACUCUGAUGAUUCCACAGACAGUGACCGUACAGGCCUGAGGAGCGGGAACCCCAGCGAGUACGGCUACAUCUACAGCGUCGACCGACCCGCACCCCCACCAGAAGUUGGCUGGGAGGAGAAGCAAGGAGGGGAGGAGCAAACCAUCAACCUCUACAGCGAGAACGUGGUAAAGGAAGGGGAGACGACCGAGUCUGUGAAUAGAGAGUCUAUAGCCAACCUUGCCAGCACGCGCCAGCAGUGGGAAUCGAAAUUCACGUCACAGAGCCCCGAUCAGGGCGGGUCUACAUCAGGGUCGAACACACUCAAGAAGAAAGCCGCUCCCAAAUGGGAGGUUCGUUUGCCUUAUAAAGAGAAACAUUCGGCCCCGCCCCCUUCGUCGGAAGAAAUAGCGUCAUCGGCCAACGGGCACGUUUCUAGUUCUGAGCAGGAGGAAGACAACAUGCCCAAAAUCACGGACAAUGAGAGCGCCAUCGAGCGAGAGAUUCGCUUGGCGCACGAGCGGGAGGAGAUGUUGAGGAGGGAGAAAGAGGAGAGACAGGUGGCGAUGGAGAAACAGAAGCAGCAGCAGCAACAGCAACAGCAACAGCAACAGCAACAGCAACCUCCACCACCUAAGAGCACUGGACAAACGAUCAUCGCGUCGUACGAGGCUGUGUCGGCAGAGAGCGAGUCCUGUCAGCCGGCCUUCAACGAGCUCACGGAGGCUGACAGGGGGCCAGACUUGUGGGGAGGGAGACAACAGCAGGAGGAGGACGAGGAGAGUGGCGAUGAGACGGUUGAGGUGGACCCGAACGAGAGCAUCAUAGAGCGAGAGAUUCGUCUACAGAGGGAGAGAGAGGCAGAGCUCUCCCGCCAGAGACAGCAGCUCGGAGGGGAGACUAGACAGCAGCAGCAACAGCAGCAGCAACAGCAACAACAGCUCGUAGAGAUAGAGCAGGAAGAACAGCGUGUUCCUUCUCCGGUUGUGGAUGUUUCGGUGACAACGACGAGCAGGUCCCAGGAGGAGUAUGAAGACAUCAACCACAACCAGAGGAAGAGCAUGAGCUACGAGGAGGCCCCACCCACACCAAGCGACGGGGAGAGCAUCAUAGCUCGCGAGCUUCGCGAACUCAAAGAGAGAGAGGAGGAGAUGAGGAGAAUGCACAGCUCUCUCAGAGGCGUACAAAUAUCACAGGACGAGACAGACUCCGCCCCCGAACCGCCCCCACCCUCUCAGCCAACCCCACAGAAGCCGGUCAGUCUGGGCGUCACCCAACAGUCUCGUGUUUCAGCCCCAAGCCACGCCCCCUCCCCAUCUCCUUCUCAAGGCACGUGGCAGAGGGAUGUUUCGCCGUUCGUGAACAAUCGUCGUGGUUCUGUUGAUUCUACGUCAAGCCACAGCACUGGACGCACCCCAUCUGAACACACACCGUCGAGAAACGUUCGCGUCCAGCCCUUGUCCGACGGCGUGGAGGAGGACGACGAUGACAAACCAAACUAUUUCCAAAAAGUGGAAACGCCGAUUGAGAGAGAGAUGAGGCUGUCAAGGGAGAGAGAGAACGAACUCCGACGUUCCAAAGGCCUGCCCGAGCUGGCAGUCAAAGCGGAAGACGAUUACUACGCCUCAUACGGUUCACCCUCCGACGCCGACUCCGGAAAUUCCCUCUCUCGCCCGCGAAGUAUGGGCCAGCCCAGCUCUUCCAUGAAGAAAUUCGCCUCGAACAGGCUGCAACAAGAGCUGGUGAAGCAGAAGGAGAGAGAGAUGACACUACGCAGCGAAGGCAAAAUCAUCUCCACGUCGGAGGAGCACAUUCAGCCUUUGAAUAAGUACAUGGAGGUUACGGGCCUUGACAAAGCAGACGGCUCGGCCAAAAGAAACUUUGUGACAAAAAGAUCGUCGUUGUCGUACACGUCACCACAAGAGGAGGCGCCGACGGUAGAGGUCGCUUCACCGAGCACGCCGACUGGUGCCCCAGGGAAAAAGGGCGUGGCAGCAGCUGCGGGAGGACAGCUUUUCUCCUACAAAGAGUUCAAACAGACGGCCGAGUCAAAGAUCGAGAGGGAGCUCCGGGAGAUGAGGGAGAGAGAAGAAGAACUACG
This is a messenger RNA of Aplysia californica (California sea hare), 6148 nucleotides long. Its product is annotated as microtubule-associated protein futsch. NCBI's taxonomy places the organism in Eukaryota, Metazoa, Mollusca, Gastropoda, Aplysiida, Aplysiidae. Gene Ontology annotation, biological process: endosomal transport; endocytosis. Gene Ontology annotation, molecular function: calcium ion binding; protein binding. Gene Ontology annotation, cellular component: plasma membrane; cytoplasm. The record is from RefSeq and is a predicted model, not a curated record.